Messenger RNA from Tachyglossus aculeatus (Australian echidna), 1973 nucleotides. RefSeq names its product sorting nexin 6 (gene SNX6). The coding region runs from base 113 to 1333 and encodes 406 amino acids. Gene Ontology annotation, cellular component: endosome. Gene Ontology annotation, molecular function: dynactin binding; phosphatidylinositol binding. The transcript has 14 exons. NCBI's taxonomy places the organism in Eukaryota, Metazoa, Chordata, Mammalia, Monotremata, Tachyglossidae. The record is from RefSeq and is a predicted model, not a curated record.
GCGGCGCGCGGCCUAGCGCGAGGCCUAGCGGGCGGGCGGGCCGCCUUAAAGCCCCGCCCUCUCGUAAAGCCGCCGCCGGCGGCGCCUGCGCCUCCCCGGCCGUGGAGCAGCCAUGAUGGAAGGCCUGGACGACGGCCCCGACUUCCUCACCGAGGAGGACCGCGGACUGAGAGCAAUAAAUGUAGAUCUUCAGAGCGAUGCUGCCCUUCAGGUGGACAUUUCUGAUGCUCUUAGUGAGAGGGACAAAGUGAAAUUCACUGUUCACACAAAGAGUUCAUUACCAAAUUUUAAGCAAAGUGAGUUUUCUGUUGUUCGACAACAUGAGGAGUUUAUUUGGCUUCAUGAUUCCUUUGUUGAAAAUGAAGACUAUGCAGGAUACAUCAUUCCACCAGCACCCCCAAGGCCGGAUUUUGAUGCUUCAAGAGAAAAACUACAGAAACUUGGAGAAGGAGAAGGGUCGAUGACUAAGGAAGAAUUUACAAAGAUGAAACAGGAACUUGAAGCAGAGUAUCUGGCAAUUUUCAAGAAGACAGUUGCAAUGCAUGAAGUGUUCUUGUGUCGGGUGGCAGCACAUCCUAUUUUGCGGAAAGAUUUAAACUUCCAUGUUUUCUUGGAAUAUAACCAGGAUUUGAGUGUUCGUGGGAAAAAUAAGAAAGAGAAGCUUGAAGAUUUCUUUAAAAGCAUGGUGAAGUCAGCCGAUGGUGUAAUUGUUUCUGGAGUAAAGGACGUAGAUGACUUCUUUGAGCAUGAGCGAACGUUCCUUUUAGAAUAUCACAACCGAGUUAAGGAUGCAUCUGCCAAAUCGGAUAGGAUGACAAGGUCACACAAAAGUGCUGCAGAUGAUUAUAAUAGAAUCGGUUCUUCAUUAUAUGCAUUAGGAACACAAGAUUCCACAGAUAUAUGCAAAUUUUUUCUCAAAGUGUCAGAGUUGUUCGAUAAAACACGGAAGAUAGAAGCACGAGUGUCUGCUGAUGAGGACCUCAAACUUUCUGACCUUCUAAAAUAUUACUUAAGGGAAUCUCAAGCUGCUAAGGAUCUCUUGUACAGAAGAUCCAGAUCACUUGUGGAUUAUGAAAAUGCUAAUAAGGCACUUGAUAAAGCCAGAGCCAAGAAUAAAGACGUUCUUCAGGCAGAAACCUCACAGCAAAUGUUUUGUCAGAAAUUUGAAAAAAUAUCAGAAUCAGCAAAACAAGAACUUAUAGACUUUAAAACUAGAAGAGUCGCUGCAUUCAGAAAAAAUUUAGUGGAAUUGGCAGAAUUGGAGCUGAAGCAUGCAAAGGGUAAUUUACAGCUGCUGCAAAGCUGCUUGGCAGUAUUAAAUGGAGACACAUAAACCAUCCUCCAUCCUGCCAUUAACAAGGGCUGCCUUCCUUUGGAUUUUAGUUUUGUUGAUGACCAGGCAUUACAGCUCACUGGAAACAAAAAGAAUCAGCUGACGUCGUGCACAUAAACAUUCUCCUUUUCUUUUGCCAUCUGAAUAAAAGAAAAAAAUGAAGUGACUUCGCUUCCGAGUGAUUCCAGACUGUACGAAGCGACCGUGUACUCAAUUACAUGUAUUCACAUGUACGUUUAUUUAAUCGUUAAGCUUUUCUUGUUCAGAAACCAAACAUUGUUUUUCGUGUGAAAGUAGCCAGUAUGAAUAGUAUUACUUGUGGCUGCCAAUCUUAUUUACCUCUGUAAGUAAUUUUCGGAGUUAUCCAUUUAAAAUACGUUGUUCAGAUGAAUGAACUAAAUAUUGUCAUUCGCUGAGUAUUGUUACUGUCGAGCAUCGUAUGAAUCCUUAGUUUAUCCAUGUAUCGGUAAAGCAUCCUAAUCUGACAUUUUAAUUAAUGAACAUUUCUUAGACGUUUUGGAACAGACUUUGUGUAAUCUUUUUUCUGUAUGAUUCCUGAAGAGAAGCAAAUACAUUAGUAUAUUUGCCUUAACUUGUAGACUAAUCCCAAUUACUGUAAAAUAAACCGUGAUGACAGUGA